AUAGCCAUGAUUGAUAUUCGUAUAUUGUAUCACUUUGUGCGUGUUGACGAUAGUUUUAGUAAGUAUCGAUAGACCACACCCUUUUAAAAUGUUAACCGCAGUUUAUUGGAUAUAUGUUCUUUUCUAGCUACAGCAUCCAAACGUUUUCUACAUGAUUUAAUGCUAGCUUGAAAAGGUAUUAAAACAUUAUCAAUGAUAUUCUCAGGCAUGUUUAAAAAGGUUUUAUUCUCUAUUAUUUUGCGGUAAAAUUGUCGAUGACAGAGUUUAGUUUUUUCUUGAUAGUUUUUUGCGCUGGAAACCACACUGGACCCGCAACAUGACCAUUGAGGUUCAUUUUAUCUGGGAAUAGCACACAAUCUGGCCACCAAGUCUAGCAAUGACCGACACGAAGACGGCCGAAAACCCCACGGCCACUAUGAAAUUUGAGAUGAAGAAGUGGGGGAUAGCAAAGAGGAAGAUGGCCUGGCAGGUGACAGGGGAUAGGAACAUAGGGGGCCAUACGGCCCGCAUUCCUGACAGUUUCAACUUUAUGGCAGGGCCCGGGCCCCGAGGGGUUGGCAUAGAUCUGUCCAGUAGAGAUAAGAUUGAAAUGCUUGCGGAGACAAUAAUCCCACAAACAACAGUCUCUAAGAAAAGUCAGUUGUGUAUGAAAAUGGAAGAUAGGUGGAUGUACCACCACGGCGGUGGUAGAAAGGUCGCUUCUUCUACUAUUAGACGAGGAGGACGCAGUAUAAGAAGUUCGCGGAAUUCGCAAGUUUUGGAUCCCGUUCGAUCUCUGUUCGACAAAAACAGACUCAGGCCAGAUGCGAUUCAGGAGCUUAUCAAACAACUUCGAGUGGCAGCAGCCGCUUCAAAUUCUACCAACUCUUUGGAGAAAAUCGCUGAAAAUCCUAAACCGCCGGGGAAGAGGCCCAUGGAUUCUCGAGAGAGCAAGAAAGAGGAUGACGAUUCAUCAUCAGAAGAUUUCUCGGACGAUAAGAUAACAGACUCGUCUGAGACCCUAGUGGAGAUGGAACAGGCACUGUCACCUACCCCCGAACAGAACGCGUCAUCAUCGUCCCAAAAACAAAUGUUAACCUCUCACAAACCAAUCAAGUCAAUUCCAAACCAACCAAACAAAUACUUUCAAAAAGAAAGCCGUUAAGUGCGAACAAGACUGCAAAAACAAAUUCUGCAACUACGAAAGUUAAAACUGUAAGAAGAAAAUCCUCAAAAGAUAGACAAUCUGCUGAUAGUAAAACGGGAUCGCCUUCAUCACAAACCCGUAAAGGUUCGGACAGUGCAAGAGGAGAGGCAAAAAAAGGAGGUUUGUGGGGAGCUGUAGGUGCGGGAGUAGGAGGAGGAGGAGGGGGAGCAGGAGGGGGAGGAGGAGAGGGAGGUACAAAAAAAGGAAGUCUGUGGAAGUCUAUGGCUCCAACUAUGAGACAGGCUAAUAAGAACCGACAAUCAACCACCCCUGAUAGCGGCUUUCAAUCAGAUUCUCCAAGUUUCACAAACCUUAUCCCUCAAGCUAAAUCCAAAGGUCAAGGACCAGGUGCUCCUAACAUGAAACUAGCCAGUGCAAUGGCAGAACUAUUGAGAUCUGCCCGGAUGAUGCAGAUGAUGAAACGGCGUGACUCUGGCAAUAGUGAAGGGGGCGGUGAUUCUGGCGGUGAUCGGCCAGAACAUGCACUGAUAUCCAUGCUUGAGGAAGUGGGAAAAGAGGAAGAAGCAUUACAAGGACUCUACAACUACAACCCCAAGAUGAAGAAAGUGUUCCAGGUUUCUAACGUGGUGGCUAAUUUGACUGGUAAUAGGUUCAUAAUGCCACUUACGCAGAACUAUGAGCUUCCAGGUCUUAGUAAAGACGGUCAGUCGUUCACUAGAAGGAGAACAAGAGGUCUAAUGUAUGACACUCUGGAGCCGAUACAGUAUUCUCACGUCUACUUAAAAAAGUCACCUAAUUUACAGAAAAAACUGGGUGCCAAAGGAAAAAAGGGCUUGCUUAGGGGGUGAUUCCAAUGACAAAAUGUCAUAUUUCGAACAAAAAUGUUAGACCUUCUUUGAGCGAAAAUUAAUAUUCUAAGUUUUGUUUUGAUUGAUCUGUUCGGGUUUUGAUUUAAAGUCUUUGACGCAGUUAAUUUUGUUAUGAGUGUCUGCAAUUUGAGACAUAGAAAGGUUUUGUAUAUCGCAAAUUCGUAUGUUUUGCCGUUUUGUAACAAACUGGUUUGG
Messenger RNA from Bolinopsis microptera, 2211 nucleotides. RefSeq lists its product as uncharacterized. The transcript is spliced from 8 exons. The coding region runs from base 377 to 1144 and encodes 255 amino acids. NCBI's taxonomy places the organism in Eukaryota, Metazoa, Ctenophora, Tentaculata, Lobata, Bolinopsidae. The record is from RefSeq and is a predicted model, not a curated record.